Molecule: messenger RNA, 2182 nt
Organism: Athene cunicularia (burrowing owl)
Lineage: Eukaryota; Metazoa; Chordata; Aves; Strigiformes; Strigidae
Product: nuclear cap-binding protein subunit 2-like
Exons: 3
Coding region: 1-486 (161 amino acids)
Biological process (GO): mRNA cis splicing, via spliceosome
Cellular component (GO): nuclear cap binding complex
Molecular function (GO): RNA cap binding
Source: RefSeq, a predicted model, not a curated record
AUGCGCAUGAAGGCUCUGUUGGUUUUCUGCAUCCCUGUCACGCGUUGGGUUCAUGACCUGCAAGUCUCCGAAGAUCAUUCUGUUACCGGUUCGAGGGGAGCUCACCGGAAUGGUGGAAGUCUGCAGCAUGAACGGAACGUAAAGAAGUUGCUUUUAAAAGUAACCAAGCAAGAACCUGAUUCAAGCAUACUUGAGUUUGUAUCCUCUUUGGUAUUGUUCUUUUUUCCUUGUGUUGACAAUAGAAGCCCAUUUUAUUUCACUAACCUAUUCCUAAGUUAUUAUGCAAGAGGAGAUGGUGAAAAUGCAAUGUGGUACAUCAGUGGAACCAGACUUGAUGAUAGGAUCAUAAGGACAGACGGGGAUGCAGGAUUUAAGGAGGGUAGACAGUAUGGUCGUGGAAGAUCAGGGGGCCAGGUCCGAGGUGAAUAUCGGCAAGACUAUGAUGCUGGAAGAGGUGGCUAUGGCAAAACUGUUCAAUGCCAGUGAAUAGUGAAUAACUCAUCAGCCUCACGGGAGAACUAAAUCUGCAUUGUAAAUGUCACCAGGCACAACAUAGGUCUGUUGCACACAAUUUAUGUGGCUAGAAAUUCACAGAAGCUACUAUCCCUGUUCCUGAGAUCACAUAGUAUGUUCAAUAACUCUUCUGUUUUAAUCCCAGGAUCCAAAGCAUUGCAGAGUACCUUAGUACAGAGGACCUGGGAGUGAGGUUAUAAGCAGUAGUGUGCAUGAGGCUUUGGUCUCUAAAUGCUGCUGUAACUCUACCGAAAGGAACAAAGCUUUAACACUAUGGUGCUUUGUUUCACUGGCGAAAACUUGAUUAUUCUAUCACUGGGUUUUGUUUACAUUAGUAUCACAGGGUGGAGAGCCACAAUAAAGAACGAUUGGUGUAUGCUUCAGAGAGGAAAGAAAAAGGCAAAGAGCCUGAAAAGGACAUGGAUUUUCUAGAGAUUUUUUUCAAUUUUUAGGGAAGAUUUAAAGUUGCACAUUUUCUGGGGUCACUGGAUUGCAUCCUUUUACACUGGUGCUGUUCCUAGCACACCUGCGUGGAUGGCCAAGAUAAAACAAGUCAGACUGAUGAGCCCAGGAAUCACAAAGCCUAGCAGAGAGCAGGAAACAGACCCUUGCAGUCUUCUACAGAGUAUAAUGCGGUUGCAAGACUUGGCAUGAUUCAGAGCCAUUUUGCUUUGUGGCAUACAGAGAACAGUAAGUGUAAGAAUUACAGUUGCAGUUGUUUUCACAGUUGCAGUAAUAUCAUUCUGCUCCUGUCGGGGAGCUCUCUACAGCCUUAAUAUUUGGGAAACAGUAGCUUUCCUGUGCCUACAAGUGUUGCAUGAAGCCAAGCUAUACAGUUACUUCCAAGAAUGGGAUGUUUGAGGAACUGUGUGUAUAAUGAGAAAGUUUGUUCUCAAAAUAGAUUCACUAUCUGAGAAACCUGAUUUCUGACAAAGGUAAAAGUAAAAAGAGAUGGGUUUUAGGAGUAGCUUUACUUUCUACUGAGCAUGUGGUAAGAAUGGUAAAAGAAUUGCAGGACUGUACAGAUCCCCCUCCCCGUCCUAUGAAUACUGCUAGGUUAUACGAUGGGAUUUUGAUGUACUGCAGCCAUAAUAAUGAAAAUAAUUAGUGAUCCCAGAAUCUGCAAAAUUGACCUGCUGAAAUGAAAUAGUUUAAAAGGAACUGUUACAGGGAUUUGGAUUAUUUUAAAUGGACUUCUGAGUUCUUUAGAAAUGGUAAUUUGUAAAGUUUUGUCCAAAUACCUUGUUGUCCAUGACUCCUUAAAAAGCUUUAAAAUACCGGGUAUGUGAAAGUUGAUCUUUACUCACUGAAGAUACUGUUGGGUAUCUUGAUGUGUUUCCUGUGUACAGUUAGUCACAACUAUUACUGUAAAUUUGAAAUACAGUGAGGUAGAACAACUGCAAUGAGAAUUUGCUUAGUUAGGAAACAAGGAUUUGAGUGGACUUUGUUUUUUUUAGAGUAAAUCUAGCUUUUCAGGUUCACUAGGUGUGGUCUGCAUCAAUACUUUGAACAAAGUUACCUUUUUCUAUGUAGUACAUUUGAUUAUGAGUUUACAGCCUGUAAUCUGCUCUAGGAAACCUCUGAAGUUUAUUUUUCAUUGUAUUGAUUUUGUAUAAAAAAUGGUGUUACCAAAAUUCUAAGUCAUUUUCAAAUAAAGCUGCAACAUCAA